Messenger RNA from Episyrphus balteatus (marmalade hoverfly), 549 nucleotides. RefSeq lists its product as uncharacterized. The record is from RefSeq and is a predicted model, not a curated record. Bases 1 to 549 code for a protein of 182 amino acids. The transcript is spliced from 3 exons. Lineage: Eukaryota; Metazoa; Arthropoda; Insecta; Diptera; Syrphidae.
AUGGGGUGUUGUGCCACAUUGCGAAGAUCUUUUGAAGCAACAACUCUUGUUGGAGCACUUUUUGGACUUGUAGCAUUAAUGUUAGUAUUUUUCUUAUUUAUAAAUCGCAAAUGGUGUUUCCAUGCAUCAUCUCACGCAUUUCCUUGCUGUGACGACAACAACAUUUCAUCUAAAUACGUUCAAAAACUUUCACGUAAACGACGCUAUGAAAACACAAGUUCAGAUUCUGAAGAAGAAAUUCUACGCAGAUUACGAUUACAGCAAUCACGGAGUAUUCCAAAUGGCCAAUAUACUGGAUAUGGCAUUAACCAUAUAAAUCCACUUGCACAGAAUUAUAAUUUUAGUGAUUUGCAACAUAUAACAGUUACACCUCGAGAUUCAUCUAAAGAUCCACUUGCUAUAGCUGAACGGGGUAAAGUAGGAAUACCCUCAUCGCACAGUGAAUGUAGUUCAAAUGAUUCAAUUGAAGCAUCAAUUGAUAGUAAUACAAGAAUUUUGACUGGAGAAAAGAAAGGUUUGUUUGAUAACUCUAUUUACAUAGAUCAUUAA